UCUGAAACCACCAAGAAGGGCCAUACGGGCAUCGGCACCUUGGCACUGCUUCCCACAAACUGGAGGCUGCACCCGAACCAAAGAGCUAGAUGUUGGCUCGGUCCAAAGAACAGUUGUGAGUUGUGAGGGUCCAAAGCCUGGCGAACGGGUUGGGUUCUUUCUGAGCCGGGAAAAGACCUCCUUUUUCUUAGACUCCGCUUUGAGCUCGAAGUCUCACCUGGGAUGAACACGACCAACGGGUGUGGCGCUUAAGACGCCCGGUGGUUUCAUCACCUCAUCCGAGACCGAGGAAACCCUCCCAAAGCCCGAGGUGCGCUACGUGGACGACGUGCUCCGCGCGGACGACGACUCGGCCUAUUUGGCCUUCAUCGUGGACCGGUAUGACACCUUGCCAGACUACACCGUCUUCCUACAUGCGGAUGCCCCGGAGCACGUGCCUUCGCUGGAGCUUCUGACGGACACCGUCUUUGCGGCGAUCCGGGGGUAUCUCUCUGAGAAGAUCGGAUUCGUCCACUUCGCGCACAACUACGUCCUUCACGAUCUGGGUUGCCGGAACGACGCCCCCUGCGAGGGCCGGCAACUGGAACCCGAAUUUGCCACACUUUGGAAGAAGGUCUUUCGUUCCUCUCUGGCACCAUCUUUGGCGGCUGGAGACGUGAACGCCUACUGCUGUGUGCAGUUUAUGGUCCAUCGGGACCGGAUCCGCUUGAGGCCACGCGCCUUCUACCAAAAUGGCUGGGACUACUUCGGCUUGACCGCCGAGUCCUACCACCGGCUCUUUCCCGUGGGCCGCGUGGUGCUUGGGCCGGAUGUGCUGGGCCGCACACCUGGACAGUUGGCGAUGUACAUUUGGCACGUGAUGUUUGGUGAGCCACUGAAGCUCCCUCGACGGCAGCGGGAUCUGCGACUGCCGCUCUUCAUGAAAAUCCAAAACGUCGAGGUGGAGCUUCUGGAGGAAGAGCCCGAUGCCUACCAGCAAUUUGAAGGCCUUGCACUGGCCGGUCAAGCCAUCCAAAGUGGUGAGAACUCCAUCGCAGCCCGCCUCGAAACCCUUUUCGACUAAAACACUGCGCUGAACGCGGGGUUUUGUGGGGCAUCGAGGGGCUGAGGAAUGGACUCCAGGCUCAGAAUCCGAC
Messenger RNA from Durusdinium trenchii, 1136 nucleotides. NCBI's taxonomy places the organism in Eukaryota, Dinophyceae, Suessiales, Symbiodiniaceae. The record is from the annotation of a GenBank genome assembly.